Messenger RNA from Zymoseptoria tritici IPO323, 689 nucleotides. RefSeq lists its product as uncharacterized. NCBI's taxonomy places the organism in Eukaryota, Fungi, Ascomycota, Dothideomycetes, Mycosphaerellales, Mycosphaerellaceae. The record is from RefSeq and is a predicted model, not a curated record. Gene Ontology annotation, cellular component: tRNA-intron endonuclease complex. Gene Ontology annotation, biological process: tRNA splicing, via endonucleolytic cleavage and ligation; tRNA-type intron splice site recognition and cleavage. The transcript has a single exon. Bases 14 to 643 code for a protein of 209 amino acids. Gene Ontology annotation, molecular function: nucleic acid binding.
AACGACAGCAACAAUGUCCUCCACCGCCAACGUGCCCUCGCAAUCCACUCUCCCGCCCCUAUCCGCCCUCCAAGCCCUCCUCAUCACCAACCCACUCCCUUCCUCUUCUCCCCACACAACUGAACACCAGCACCUCGCCCUCCAAAUCGCCCACAACCUAAAACAUCAACACAACUGGACGUCUCUCCGCCUACACACCUAUUCCUCCUCCAAGACGCCCCUCUCCCGUCCUCUCCUCUCCGGCAUCCCACCCUCUCGCCUCUACGUCCAUCCCGACGAACAAAUCGCCCUCCUUCAACGCGCAAAAGAACAGCAACCGAAUGGAACUCCUUCGUUAACGAGCCUCAAACCGGAGCGGGAAUGGAUCCUUCCUAGCCAUUUGCGGGAGAAGUGGAGCUUGAGGAAAUUCGGGGAGGUGUUCGAUGGUAUCGGCGUGACCCCCGGAAGCAGAGAGGGAGUGGAGGUUCUGGAAGAGGAGAGCAGAGGUCGGACGGGGAGGGAUGUGAAUGGUAUGGAGAAAGAAGAGGUGGGAGAGUGGAGGGAGAAGUUGCCGAAGAGAGUGUUGUUGGCGACUGCGGAUGACGAUAGUACCGUGGUGUACUAUGUGGUGCAUGACGGGGUCGUGAAACCGAGGCAGAAUUGAAACCAACGCCAUGGAGAAUUAGAUGUGGGAAAGAAUUUGAAGGCAG